Molecule: messenger RNA, 5754 nt
Organism: Uranotaenia lowii
Lineage: Eukaryota; Metazoa; Arthropoda; Insecta; Diptera; Culicidae
Product: putative ATP-dependent RNA helicase SoYb
Exons: 12
Coding region: 213-5603 (1796 amino acids)
Biological process (GO): germ-line stem cell division; transposable element silencing
Molecular function (GO): nucleic acid binding; ATP binding
Source: RefSeq, a predicted model, not a curated record
UAGAGUGUAACCGCGCAUAACCAAACAUUCAGUGCGUUUAAACAAAAAUUCAGGUCUAAAUUGUUUGUGCAAGCUAAAUUACGUACUUAAUAGCGUGAUAAAGUGUUAAAGCUUACAAAUUACUUUAGAUUAACAAUUACUUGACCAGUUCAGCUACCCGAGCUUUUCUGUUUUUGUUCGGUGUCGUUAUCUGGUACCAGCGGAGGAACAUCAUGGAGGACGAUACGAUUCGCAUAACCCACUACAUAAAUCCACACAUGUUCUGGUACAAGCCAGUGUCCGCAUACGUUCACAACAUGGACGAAAAGCGGUUCCAGUUGUCUAUCGACGAGUACUGCGAAACGCACUUCCGGCAAGUUAAUGACGAGCGUAACUACGAAGCCUUUCCGGGAGAGACAGUAGCAGUGCUCGAUUUUGAUCGCAACAAGUGGUGCCGCUGCGUGGUGGACGGCAUCCUGGAAGACGAUGGAGGCGAUAAACUGUACAACCUUUGGUCCAUCGACGAUGGGGUACCGAUUCAAUCUUCCUAUCGUUAUGUUAACCCAUUACCUGAAAAAUUUUCGUCGGAAGCAAUCAGUAAAGUGAAGCGAGGAGCAAUCAAGAAUGUACUUCCUUCGGAAUGGGUUUACGAUUACCAAGAGGACAGAUUAAUGUCUAAGGUCGCAUCGCGCUGGGAUGACAACGCGAUACAAGUGCUCCAUUCGAUCAUCCAAAACUCGAGCAAGAUAUACUUCCGCAGUGUCACAAGGCACAGGGUGCAUAAUGUAAUGAUCAAUUUCGGGGAUUUGGAAAUAGUAACACGCAAAAACAAGGUUUUCAGUGCUGCACAUGUGCUGAAGAAAAUACGCGAGAAAGUUUCCGAGGUGGAACCAAGAGAUUUCUUCUCCAAACUUCUGGAGAUAAACACUACAAAUGGCGUUCGUAGUCUUCCGGAUAGGGACACUGGAAGGAGUCUAAAAAACCACAUUAUCUCGCAUGACCCAAGUCCGAUGAAACCGAACAAAACCUGUAACGAUAGCAAACAUUUGGAGAAAGAAUCAAAUCACGCGAAACAAAACGGCAUAAACGUCCGCGAAUUGGAGAAAAAUGGUGUACAUGAGGAAGAUUUCGAUGAAAGCGCAAGUAUGAUCCAACCUUAUAAUGCCCGAGUACAGACCAACUAUCAGCCGAAACAGGAUCCGGUGAUAGAAGUUUCUAAUUCUGAUGAGGAGUUGUACCCGAUUUCAUCAUCAAUGGUCAAAGCUGGACGCAAUGCUGCCUUCGAAAAGAAUCUCUGGCAACAGAAAACCAAACCCCCAAGUAACGAUUCAUUUGAAAGAAUCAAAUCCAAGGAACUUCCGAAGCGCAAUUCAUACGAUCGCGACUCAUCAAAUUCUAGUUCCGUCAGAAAUGAUGAUAUGUCUGACGUUCCUAAGUCUACAUCUUUUCUCAGCAAAUUGGAAAUGCGGAAAAAGCUUCGUGCAGCUCAGAAAAGUUCCGUUUUAUCAGUCCCUAAGGAACAGCCAAUGGAGGAACUUGAGACAAAAGUCACUACAUUGAACAUAGUUCCUGCUGGCUUCAGCAUGAGCAAGAUUGCUUUCGAAAACGGAAAAGUUGUAGCAGGAGACUCGACAGACUACUCGGAACGUAAGAGCAAAAACAAAUCACCCAAUUUCAAACUACGCUCGAACAACACCAGUUCAUCUUACUCAACAGCCAAUGGGAGAUCUCAGGAAAACGGCUAUGAUACUGGCAAUGACAGUCGAAAAGUCUAUGUGACUAAAAACAACAGCCGUUUCGAUCAGCUUAUAGAAGACGAAGCAUGUGUGCGAUCCAGUCUCUGCUAUCAUCGGGUGCUGGUGCACGGCAAAAGAAUCCCCAAGCCAGUGGAUCGAUUGGAGGCAGCCAAUUUUUGCCCUGAGGUACAUCGGGAGCUAAGUCUGCUGAACUUUGGCUCGAUUCAUCGAAUCCAAGCGUACGCCUGGCCGCAUAUUCUGCGGGGCAAUUCGUUCUUCUGCGUCAAUGCUGCCUUGACGGGCAAAACUUUUUCGUAUCUACCGGCAAUUUGCUCGGAAGUUAUGAAAAUGCACGACGAAGAUCUGGUUAAGAGUGGACCAGGACCAACGGUCAUUAUCAUAUCCAAAUCAUCGCGUGAAGUUCAACGGGUGGCAAGUUACUGUAAGAAAAUGCUGAACUCUUCAGUGAACAAAUCCAUGGCCGUUGUGGAGGCUUGCGGUGCCAGAGACAUUCCUAAAGCUUGUAAUCUCUUGCUAAAUGGAUGCGCUGUCCUAGUUGCCACAGCCCCUGCCUUCAAGCGAAUAUUUGAGAGCAUGCCAAAUGCAUUGGUGAAGGAACGGAUUAUGGCAGUGGUUAUCGAUAACAUCGACAUGAUCAUUGAGCGUUUCGGCAGCGAGCUGCAACUGUUGUGCAAAGUUUGUGAUAAACCGGAGCUUCAAAUGGUCGUAACUGCUACCUAUUGGAACCCCAUGUUUACCGGCUUUCUCAAGAGAUACAAGAACAUGAUCAUAUGCAUUGGAGCUUACUUGGAGGCAGCGGCUUACGGGAAGUCAACUAUAACACUGAAAUUGAAUACCGAAGAAAUGAAAAUGCAUAAUAUACUGACUUUUAUGAAAGAAAAUAAUUAUCAAAACGAACGAACUCUGGUUGUGUGCAGUGAACCUGUGGAAGUGUACAAUGUUGUGGAACAACUCAAGUCACAAUCAAUCACACAUAUGUUUUGCAACGAUAAAACUACCCUGACAAAAAUGAACGGUUUCAAGGAGUGGGACAAUCAACUAGCCGGUGAAAUGCACGUCAUGGUAUGCUACGACGAUAUUUUGCCGGAACUGGAAAUAUCCAAAGCUCAGCACAUAAUUCACUACAGCUUGCCAAGCUCGUGGACAAAGUUUACGCGUCGCUUCGCUUGUUCAUUUGGCUAUUACCAAGAUCCGUUCCGCGAUGAUUGCAUUGUACAGCAGAAACCUUCAUCUUCAGUGAUUCUGCUAGACGAAAACAACAACGAACAACUACCGAAGCUAGUGGAGUUUUUGCGAAUACACAAUCAUGAUGUUGCUGGACCGGUUUUGAAGUUGGCAAACAACAUUCGUAUUCAACAAGAAGAACAAAAGCUCGCUGUCGGCAAUCAGAUUGACUUUUGUUCGCAAGUGCUUGAAUUUGGUAAAUGUCGAACAACGGGUUGUACGAAACGGCACGUUUUUACCACAAAUGAUCUUCGAAUAGAUUCGAUAGUUCCCACCUGCGGUAUUAUUAAAAUGAAAAUAUAUAAUCUCUUUUCACCGACCUAUUAUACUGUGCGGAUACUGGAGCAUCGUGACUACGGCGAAAAGCAAUGGAAUAAAGUGAAUGACCCGCAAAAGUUCCUUGAACUGGACCUGGAAAUGCAGCAGCACUUUUCUAACGAAGAUCGCCACUGCAAUCAUGGAGAGGUUCACUACAACGACUGGUGUGCAAUUCACGACGAACAUCGUUAUUGGCGUUGCCGCAUUAUUAGUAUCGACCAGAAAAAAUUAGAAAAUUCAAUAAGCAAGAAAGUGAAAGUGAAACUUCUAGAUGUUGGACGUGCUAUCGAUUGCCUUUCCUCGGAACUGUUACAUCUACCAAAAGACUUUUGCCGAUUGCCACCGCAGGCCAUCGAUAUCCGGAUUGUUGGAGUUGUACCACAUGAUCUUGAAACAGACUGGGAUAAGCGGGUUACUCACACCAUUCGUGAGUGGGUUCAAAAGUAUACAGCUAAUGAUCGUUUUCAUGUGGAGGGUAAAGUGAUGUUGGCGAUCCGGGAUACCGUGUGGGUCGAUACAAUCCGGCUAGUGGAGCAUUUGGAGGGUAUCAAUACGGAAUUGCACGAGAUUCAUGUAAAGUCGGAAAUUGUAGGUAAAAACUUCGGUGUAACUGAUAAGGAACCGUUGGAGCUGCUAACAAAAAUGGUAGAAGCAUGUGAAAUGUAUCGCGACCGGAACAACGGGCCAUCUCCUAAACCGGAAGAUUUUGAUCAACAAGUGGAUGAAGAGGACAAAGCGCAUGUUAGUGAAAUUGAUAGCACAGAAUCGGAUGAGUUUUUUCGGUUGAAGUCAAAGGAAAACACUGAUAAAUCAAAGACCAAAAAGAAAGUAAUAGUACCGAUUGAGAUUACCGACGAUUCUGAUGCCAGCGUGCCAGUUCUGAAUGACAUGAGUCGUGUUUCUGCAUCGACUUCAGAAAAAAGUAAAAUUGAUGAACCAGAUCCAAUCAUCCAAGUUCAACGCCGGAAAAUAUGCGAAUUUUACGAGGGGCUAGAAGAAGGUGCAACCUAUGAAGUUUACGUUUCUCAGUAUUAUGGACCGGAUGAUUUCUACGUUUGUAAAAUUGAUAAGUUUUCAUCGAUCGCUUCAGCUAUCAAGGAAUUCACUGAAAAUGAAACUAACCUUGUUCCGCUCAAAACAGUUGAGGUCGGAGAGUACUGCUUGGUUUUAUACGACAGUGCCUAUCAACGAACAAAGAUAGUAGACGUAGAGGGUCAGAAUGCUCGCGUGUUUUUCCUAGACAUUGGAGGAUAUGAGACCUAUGGAUCGAUCGACCUUUUUGAGUUACCAGAUGAUGUUCUUAAAACGGCUGCUUUUUGUGCCAUAAAGGCAAAAUUUGCCUGCAUUCAGCCCCGUGAGGAGAAAAACGGUUGGGAUCCUGAAGUCAGUGACAGGAUUUACGACGAAGUGCUCGCUGAUUAUCGUACUUUUAAUGCCAAAGUUAUCGAAACAUUACCUGAUAAUCCGGUCGAUACUUUCGUCAAUUGCAAAUUUUAUCGGCUUCUACUAUUUGACCCGAAUCAAGAGCUGGAAUCAUGGAUUUUCGACGAAAUUGUAGAACUUAAACUUGCUCGUUACAUUGAAGAUGAACGACCGUAUUCUGUUGACAUAAACUUCGGGGACGACGAUUUCCGCCGCUUGCUUGAUCCUAAUUACGAUCCUUCCAGAAAACCCGCAGACAGUGGUAGUGACAGUGAGGCAAGAAUUGAAGAAUAUAUAGAACCCACUCCUGUCGUCGUUGAACCUGCUGCUGUUGAACCGAGAAAGCCACCCACGAAACUGUCUCUGCUUAAACAAAGGUUGCGUCGAAGAAAGUCAGCACACGCGAAAUCGUAUCCUCGUCUGAAGAGUGAAUUUCGAAGCCCGAAAACAAUGUGGCGCCAGGACAACUCUCUCAUAGUCAUACGCAUUUCAGCACCGGAAAAUGUUCGGUACGAUUUAGAAAUGGAUUCUGAAUCACUUAAGUUGUGCUACGUAGAGGAUGAUGAAAAAUACCUUCUCUCGAUUAUAUUCUUUGCUGCCAUUAUUCCAGAACUAGUGGUCCAUGAAGUUCGUGGUCUAUCGAUUGUAGUGCGGGUUGUGAAGUUGGUGCAAUCGCUUCAAUGGCCCUCGCUGAUGAGAAAUGGAGACAAAGUGCCUUGGUUGCAGCAGUGCAUGGAAGUCAGCAACUCUGAUGAAACCGAUGGAUUUGAGGGAACAUACCGGGGAAUGCCGUCGGUGCCGAAUCUCGACUCAACUGACAGUGUGAGCGACGAACCAGAUUAUAGUGAACAUUACGACCGGUUCGACCCCAUCGAUGAUGAUUAUUUCCUCAGGGAAGAUUAAACACUUUUACUUUAAACGCUUUAACUUUACAAUGUUAUUACAACUACGGAUACUGAGUAUCCAGAUUGGUUUUGAAAACCUGCACCAUAGGUAUUUCUUAUGCGUUCCUUUUUGCGUAAUAAAAUAGUAUAUUCUCAUAACUUGACUAAGA